Messenger RNA from Dictyostelium discoideum AX4, 1755 nucleotides. RefSeq names its product pyridine nucleotide-disulphide oxidoreductase, NAD-binding region domain-containing protein. The record is from RefSeq and is a predicted model, not a curated record. Lineage: Eukaryota; Evosea; Eumycetozoa; Dictyosteliales; Dictyosteliaceae. The coding region runs from base 1 to 1755 and encodes 584 amino acids. The transcript is spliced from 3 exons. Gene Ontology annotation, molecular function: NADH dehydrogenase (quinone) (non-electrogenic) activity; NADH dehydrogenase activity; oxidoreductase activity.
AUGAUUUCAAGAGCAUUUUCAAAAGUUAAUAAAAAUCAAUUAAUUAAAACAGUGUCAACAAAUCGUAUUGUCGCAUGUAAAAAUAAUCAAACACAAUUUAUACAAAGAUUUUCGACAUCAACUGAUAAUAGUAAUAAUAAUGAACAAAAUCAACAACAACAACAACAAAAAGAACAAGAACCAAAAAAGAAAAUGAAUAAAUUUGCAUUUUGGGGUGGAUUAGCAGUAGCAGGUUUAGGUGGUUUUUGGAUAAUUGAUAUGGUGGUUAAUGAUGAUUUCGAUUCAGUCACUGAUAAAUUUAGAACUAGAUUACCAGAAAGUGAAAGAAAGAAAAGACCAAAAGUUGUCAUUCUUGGUACUGGUUGGGGUUCAUUAUGUUUCUUAAGAAAAUUACAUACUGAUUUAUUUGAUGUUACAAUCAUUUCACCAAGAAAUUACUUUUUAUUUACACCAUUAUUAGUUGGUGGUACAACAGGUACAGUUGAAGUUAGAUCAAUUAUGGAACCAAUUAGAAAGUAUUGUAAGAGAGCAGAUGCAGAGGAUGCAACUUUUUAUGAAGCAGAAUGUUUAUCAGUUGAUCCAGUUUCUAAAAAGGUUAAAUGUUAUGAUAAUAGUGCUGUAAAAGGUGAAGUUUCAGAAUUCGAAUUAGAGUAUGAUCAUUUGAUCGUUGGUGUCGGUGCCGAUAAUCAAACCUUUGGUAUUCCAGGUGUAAAAGAGAAUGCUUGUUUCUUAAAAGAAAUUAAUGAUACUCGUAACAUUAGAGAUAAAAUUAUUGAUUGUCUUGAAACUGCUUCUUAUCCUGGUCAACCUGAAAAAGAAAUUGAUCGUUUAUUAAAUUUCGUUGUAGUUGGUGGUGGUCCAUCUGGUGUUGAAUUUACAGCAGAAUUAAAUGAUUUCCUUCAAUCAGAUUUAUUAAAAACAUAUCCAUUAGCAAAGAGAAUUAAUGUUACAUUAGUUGAAGCACUUCCACAUAUUUUAACAAUUUUUGAUAAGAAGAUUAUUGAUCAUGUUGAAAAACGUCUUCAAAGUUCAAACAAUACAAAGAUUUGGACAAAGACAGCAGUUGUUGGAGUUAGAGAGAAAGAGAUUACAGUAAAGAAUACUACAACCAAAGAGGAAUCAAUUCAUCCAUACGGUUUAUUAGUAUGGGCAACCGGUAAUACACCAAGAAAGAUUACCACUCAAAUUAUGCAAUCGAUCGGACCAAAUAUUCAAAACAAUAGAAGAGGUUUGGUUGUUGAUGAUUAUUUCAGAGUGGCUGGUACUGAUGGAAUUUGGUCAAUUGGUGAUGCUUCAAUUAAUCCAUCAAAACCAUUGGCUCAAACUGCUCAAGUUGCUUCUCAACAAGGUCGUUAUUUAGGCAGAUUAUUCAAUCAAUUGGCAGAGGAAAUGAAUAAUGAUCUCAUUAAAAAGAGAGAGAAUCCAGAUGCACAUAAAGAGGAAAAAGAAAAACAACAAGAGAAAUUAAACCUUUUCAAUUCAAUCACUGGUUCAAAUAAAAGCUUUGAGGAAGCCGUCAAAGAGAAACCAUUAUUUAAAUAUAAACAUAUGGGUACUUUAGCUUAUGUUGGUGAUCAUCAAGCUGUAGCUGAAUUCAAAGGUGAUCAUUCAACAACUGUCUCUGAAGGUUAUAUCACUUAUUACCUCUGGAGAAGUGUAUAUUUCACUAAACUUUUAAGUGUUAGAAAUCGUGCUUUAGUCUCUUUCGAUUGGUUAAAGAGUAGUGUUUUCGGUAGAGAUAUUUCAAGAGGUUAA